Messenger RNA from Acyrthosiphon pisum (pea aphid), 1281 nucleotides. Its product is annotated as protein mono-ADP-ribosyltransferase PARP12. The transcript has 3 exons. Gene Ontology annotation, cellular component: nucleus. Lineage: Eukaryota; Metazoa; Arthropoda; Insecta; Hemiptera; Aphididae. Gene Ontology annotation, molecular function: NAD+ poly-ADP-ribosyltransferase activity. The record is from RefSeq and is a predicted model, not a curated record. The coding region runs from base 122 to 943 and encodes 273 amino acids.
ACUUCCAUAAACAUUAUUAAUUAAGAUUGUCGUGUUUUCUUUUUAUCGUUAGUUUACCGCACCAACAGCAGACGUUUCAAUAUCAUAAUAUUCCGUUCGUCCGCUGCUCUUCUUCCCGACAAUGAUGUACUGUAAUCGAGACUAUAAUGUUUUAUUCAAUAGCGGUGGCACAAGUAGUACGUACACGUCCGGCAAGUCAAAGUUUACCGAGCACGCUGCGGACCAUAUUUUAAAACGUGCCUCGUCGUUCGUGCACUACCACAUGUAUGACACGUACCGUCCGCUGCUUAACGAUGUGAACAUGAAGGGCUACAAUACUAUUGAGCGGAUCGUAAAAGAAACAUUUCCCAUCUGCAACAUCAAUAAGAUACGCCAAGUCCACGCCCCGCAAAUGUACGGCAUGUAUAUGUUGCGCAAAGAAGAAAUGAAAUUGACCUUUGGCCAAAGUGUCCAGGAGAAGUUGCUGUUCCACGUGACAACCGAAUCCAGAGCCGUGGAGUCGUUGGACAGCGGACUUGACUGGAGACGUACCCGCCGCUCCAAGUUCGGGUGCGGCGUAUCAUUCAGUGACGACAUCGACUACGCUAACUAUUAUGCUGACAAUACCUCCAUCGAAGACACACGAGUGAUCAUGAUAUGCUGCGUGGUGGUCGGCGAUACUUACGUGAUACCGAAGCAGAAGUUUGCGAGGAACCAGACGUUUGCGGGGAGCUCGUUGGUCGUACCGCCCGGUCUUGCGGACACGACGGUCAGCCACAACGGCCGCGUGCACGUCAAGUACAACGAUAACGAAUUUUAUCCACUGUACUUUGUGUACUACCAGCGAAGACCCGAACAAAUGACCAAGAGCAAAUAUUUCUGUGCCAAUCGCCGGGCGCAAUCGGACCAACUUCAGUUGGUGGAUUUACUGGGGGCUAUGAGUAUCUCCAACUAUAGACUGUAGUUGAUGUAUUAUUAAGAUUUCUGAUCGUUAUAUUACUAUAAUAAUUAUGUGUUAAACAUAAUUAUUGUUUUCCGGACAAAAAAUAUUGUCAUAAUAUAUAAUGUCUGAUAAUUACAUACACACUAAUAAUAUACUAUUCAGCGUUCCUAACGCACAUUGAUUUGUUUUGUACUUUGCUAUUCUUUAAUUUUGCCAUAAUUUAUUACCAUGGUUCACGAAUUUUUGGGCCAACCGUUUUUUUUUCUUUGUAUUUCGUUGCUGAGGUGGCGUGUUUUUUUUUUGUUUACAUUUUUAUUGACGCUUGUCAGUACCUAUAUUCAUUCUCGUCGUCAUAAUUA